CAUGUCUCUGAAGCUGUGCUACUGGGAUGUACGUGCCAUGGGGGACACCUCACGUUAUCUCCUCCGGUACUCCGGGCUGGACUGGGAGGAUGACAGAUAGCCAUGGUUGAUGAGGGUUUCAAGCGGUGGGCCGAUGAGAAGUUCGAGUCGGGGUUGGACUUGCCUAACUUACCUUAUCUGAUAGACGGAGAUAUCAAGGUUACACAGACUGUGGCUAUCUGUCGAUAUCUUGGUAGGAAAUUUGGACUGGUUCCAGGAGAUGACGAGAAAGAUAUUGUGAAGUGUGAGAUGAUAGAACAGGAAGCUCAUGAUCUCCGUACUGCUUUUACAAAGAUAUGUUUUGAGAAGGAGGAUUACGAGGGGAAGAAACCGGCUUAUCUUGAUGGCAUGGAGAAGAAAUUAGAGAUGUUAGACAAGUAUAUCGGAGACGGACCUUUUGUACUGGGGGAGAAACUGACCUACGUAGACUUCAUGGUGUAUGAAUACGUGAGCCAGAUAAGAAAGAUGGCCCCAGAGCGUGUUGAUUCAUUUUUGAACCUUGGAAGACUUCUGAAGGCUGUUGAGGAGCUUCCUCAACUUCAGGAUCACUUCAACAGUGAGCUCUACAAAACCGGACCAAUCCAUCCUCCCUUCGCUAAUUUUACAGGCUUAGAAUAGGAAAAUGUUUAUAUCUAAUGUUCUUAGAAUUUUAUUAGAUUUUAGGGGUAUAUUAUCAUUGUAUUGAUUGUUUUUAGGACAUGGUUUUUGCCAUCGUUGUUAAGUUACUACUGACCCUUCACAUGUUAUCAAAC
Molecule: messenger RNA, 791 nt
Organism: Bolinopsis microptera
Lineage: Eukaryota; Metazoa; Ctenophora; Tentaculata; Lobata; Bolinopsidae
Product: glutathione S-transferase Mu 2-like
Exons: 1
Coding region: 103-657 (184 amino acids)
Biological process (GO): glutathione metabolic process
Molecular function (GO): glutathione transferase activity
Source: RefSeq, a predicted model, not a curated record